Molecule: messenger RNA, 3137 nt
Organism: Nezara viridula (southern green stink bug)
Lineage: Eukaryota; Metazoa; Arthropoda; Insecta; Hemiptera; Pentatomidae
Source: the annotation of a GenBank genome assembly
AUUUUUAUCGCUUUCUUUGUUACAGACAAGUUCUACGUCAACAGAAGCGAAUUCAGUCCGUUUUUCGAUUUCGUAGAGUAAACCUGAACUCAUCAAUAAUUUUUUUUGUUAUUAAUUUUUAUUAGUGACAUUUGCUUAUUUGUGAUAGUGAUAAGUGAGAAUUUAUUAUUUUUAGUGAGGAUAAAGUCCAUAGUGUACAGAUUAUUUUCCGGCACAGGGGGAUGCAGUCAUUGGGGCGGGAUGGCUGAGCUGGGUCUUCUGAUCGGCGUACUCCUCUUCGUCGGGGCCAUCGGGUGCCCGUCCUGCUUCCUGGCCAGGUCGCAGCAGCGGGAGUUGUCCCUCCGCCAGAUCAAGGAGCAGAUCCUGGAGACUCUGGGACUCCAGCAGGCCCCCAACAUCACGGGCCGGCACAGACCGAACAUACCUCCGCUGGAAGGCCUCUACGACCAGUUCCAGUUCCAGGCCGAUCAGGCGCACCAGAAGGAGGAGGAGGAAGCCGACCUCACGGUGGACAAGGUCAUAGCCUUCGGUCAGCCACAUCCUAAGAUGCGACACCUGAAAGGAAAAGAACUGCUCAAUUUUAAGUUUUCGGAAAAAAUGCUGGAGAACCGAGCGGUGAACGCCUACCUCUGGCUCUUCUUGAGGGCGACGCCGCGGGAGGACGCCCACCCCAUCGAGAUCACUGUCUUCAAAGUCGCCUCCGACGACGAACCUCCAACGCUCACUGAAAUCAAUACUAUCAAGGAGGCUCGAACCUGGGGCUCGAAAGGACACUGGGUGAAGGUCGACGUGAAGCCGCUGGUCUCGGAGUGGUUCAAGAUGCCCAACGAGCCAAUGAGCUUGGCGGUCCAAGCGUCCAUCAAGGAGCACGGCAAGGAGGAGCUGUCCUCGCUCACCCAGAGGCUUCUGGUCACCUCCACUCGCAACGAUGCGUCGUCUUUCGUGCCCUUCCUCGAGCUGCACGUUGCCAAUACGAAGAAGCAGAGGACUAAAAGGACCAUCGGACUCAAUUGCCCGGAAAAUUCCGAAGAACGGCGUUGUUGCCGCUACCCGUUGACGGUGGACUUCGAGGAGUUCGGCUGGGAUUGGAUAAUCGCUCCAAAGAGAUACGAAGCGAAUUACUGCUCUGGAGAGUGCCCUUACGUCUUUCUCCAACAGCAUCCCCACACUCACAUCGUACACCUCGCCAACCCUUCUGGUACUUCCGGCCCUUGCUGCGCACCACGCAAACUGUCUUCUAUCUCCAUGCUCUACUUUGACCAAAACUCUAACAUUAUUUACGGAUUGCUUCCUGGAAUGGUAGUGGAUAGAUGCGGUUGUUCCUAGUUUUCUUUAUAUCCUUUUUUUUUUUUUUUUUUUUUGAAAUUUGAAAUAGUUACCUCGUUUACUUAAUUUAAUGUAAUCUGAGUUCUAACCAACUUAAUACCUCAACUCAUCUAGGUUAUCUAGAUCCGUUCACAACCAUUUAAAUGUCUAUCCACUAAACCGAUUAUUAUAUUGUAUAAUAAAAAAAAACGCAAGGUAUGUUUCUGUUGGAGAACUCGAAAAUUCUGGUGAUAUUUAUUUAUUAUGUUGGUUUUUUAUUAAGGAUGAAAAUUAUAAAAUUUCAAAAAAAAAAAAUUAUAUACACUAAAAAUUAUCAUGUUCAAUUUUGUGUCGGAUGCGGUAUUUAUGUUUAAUUGCAUGAUAAUUGUAGAGCUUAUGACAAAAUGUGAUAAAAUCUUUUGUAUUUUAAGUUGGAAAUGUAGAUUAUAAAAAAAUAUACCAUAGUUUAUAAAAUACUUGUGAGUAAAAACAUUUUUAUUUUUUAUUGUUCUUGGAAGAAAAAAAAGUUAGAAAUGUUAAUCAUUUAUUUUUUAUUUGUGAUUUUUGUACUAAUAGAUCAAAAUAGUGAUAAAUGUUGUAUUUUUAAUAAGAUUUUGAAGUGAUAUAAAUUUUCAUUAGCUAUGAAGAUUAGUAUUAGAGAUAUUUGAACUAUGUGUGAUAAAUUAAAUCUUGGAUAUCUAGAUUUGUUUUGUUAAUCAGUUUUUUUUUAGUUAUUUUUUUUAUUUUUAAAUCUAAAUUAGAUUAUGCUUAGAUUUUAGAUUUAAUUCAGUGAUUAAUAGUUUGUACUCGUUGCUAUAAGUGAAACAAAUUUGCCUUUAUCUGCCUUAAAAGAAUGGUAAUUAAAAAAAUUAUAAAGGUUUACUGUAAUUUUAGCAGCAGGGAAUCUAUAGUGGAGUUUAUUUUUUAAAAAUGGUAUUUUAUUUUUAUCAUAUACAUAUAUAGUGACUUUUCUAUUUUCUAAAGUUCUCCUGGAAACAUGUAAACGUUAAAGGCUGUAGACAAUUAAGCUGAUUGUUUGUCAAGACAUUUUGAUUUAUUAUAAUUUUUUUGUUUAUCGAAUACAUUGAUUACAUUUUUUUUUUUCAAACAUUAAUUCGUGUUAAAUAACUCCCCGUUAUAAAAUAUAAAUUGUUUUAAAAUUAAAAAUGUUUAAGUCUUUUUACAAGCUGUCACUCCUUAAAUGUUUACAGCAAUGAGAAAGUUAUUAGUGAAGAAAUCGUUUGUUGUAUUUUAUUUCUAUUGUUUAUUAUUAUUGUUUUUUAAUGAAGAAAAGACUGCUUGUAAUUAGAAGAUCUCUAAAAAAAGUUUUGGGUAGAGGGACAGUGAAGUGUGCGUUGAUAUGUGAUACUUGCUUCGACGAUGUGAACAUUUUAUCAGCAGGGUACUAUGUUGGCAAAGCGAGUCGGUUUUAAAAAAAAUUAUGCGUUAUCUAUUUCAUAUUUCAAAUUUUGACACUCUAAAGCAGUGCCAAAACAAUAAAUGAAAACAGCACAAAGAAUAUCGACAUGGCAGCAUUUAUGUAACAAAUUUGUCUUCAAAAUCUACUUAAAUUCUAAGUGGGAAAACUUAGAAUAGUAUUAAUUUGGAUAUAAAUAAUGUAACGAUAAUUUAAAUUUUAAAAAAUAAUUAUUUUCAUCGAUUGUUAAAUAAAUAUGUCUACGUAUAUUAAAUUGGUACUGCCAUGACUUAUGUAGAAAACCUAUUAAACACAACUUAAAAUUGUUAAAGUAUAUAUUAAAAAACAUGUGUUGUUUGAUAAUAUAAAAUAUCAUGAAAGAAAUGUUUGGUCUUUAUUUAUUCCUAUUCAUUAA